Messenger RNA from Micropterus salmoides (largemouth bass), 1058 nucleotides. Its product is annotated as E3 ubiquitin-protein ligase CCNB1IP1-like. Gene Ontology annotation, cellular component: synaptonemal complex. Gene Ontology annotation, molecular function: ubiquitin protein ligase activity. The transcript has 5 exons. The coding region runs from base 98 to 880 and encodes 260 amino acids. The record is from RefSeq and is a predicted model, not a curated record. Gene Ontology annotation, biological process: reciprocal meiotic recombination. NCBI's taxonomy places the organism in Eukaryota, Metazoa, Chordata, Actinopteri, Centrarchiformes, Centrarchidae.
UAUUCAGGUUACGUCACCUGCUGUUACCUGGUGAAGGGUGUGUGUCUCCCCGAAAUUAACAGUAAAAACACCGGCGUUGUCCCGUUAAAGUUCAGUCAUGGCCAUGUCUCUCUGCGAUGACACACUCCUGUGUAACAUGCCAAAGUGUCGGACCAAGCUGAGCGGCUUCGCCUGGGUCACAGCUUGCUCACAUGUUUUCUGCGAUCAGCACGGGUCUGGUGAGUUCAGCCGUUCCCCCGCCAUCUGCCCAGCCUGCUCCUCUGCUCUGUCUGGGAAGCUGGACAUUAUGAGGAUGGAGCUGUCGCCCUCUGAGGAGUACAAAGCCAUGGUGCUGGCAGGUCUGCGACCAGACGUAGUUCUGGACAUCAGUGCCCGUGCUAUGGCCUUCUGGAGCUAUCAGGUCCAUCAAGAGCGUAUGUAUCAAGAGUACAGUCUGUCACAGGCAGAGGCACAGCUGAAGCAGAUGGAAAAGGUGUUGACCCAGCAGAACCAGAGCAGAGAACUGGAGCUCUCCGCCAUGAGGGGGGAAAUCGCCUCCCUGAAGAAAGUGAUGGAUGAGUAUAAAAGGAAGUACAGCGAGAUGUCGGAGAGGCUGAUGGAGAGGAACAGGCAGUACCAGAAACUGCAGGGGCUGUACGACUCUCUGAGGCUGCGCAACAUGGUGGUGGGUGUGGGGGACAGAGACACGCUGCCCCAGCCACAUCGCAGCUUCAACACUGGGGCGCCUCAGCAGGCAACUCCCAGGAGAAGCCCUCAGUUCCUCUCUGUGGGCCACGAUGGGGACAGCAGAUUGUUCUCCGGCCUGGAGGCCGACGGAGCCCAGACCUUCUUCCAGUACAGCUCACCCGCCAGGGAGAGAGGCCGAACCUUGAGGCACUGAGACAGGAACAGUUUUCAUAGUGACUGUGGCUCAUUAACUUAACUAUUUAUUUAUAUGUUUACAAAAUGUUCUGUUGUUUUAGUAUUAGUGCAGCUGGCAGUGCUUUAUUGUAGUGUGUAUUGUCAUUUUGAACUAUAAAUGUGUUUCUGACUAUUAAUAAAUAUUGGACUGAAAUCCA